AUGGCAGGCUGCACUCACCCUCAACAUCAACACCUCGCGCCAUCACCGGCCGCCAUAAUGGAGGUCGUUGCCGAGGAAGAGUCUCUCCAACCAAGAAAGCUGCCAGAGUUUGACAUAUCAUUUCGAGAUACGCUGCCAUCGUUUUAUUUCCAUCACAUCAUCGACCCCAUCGCCGCAACCCUCCGCGUCGAAGUUCUGGGCCCCAACCUCGCAUACACCUUUCGCCACGACCGCGCAAAGGAGAAGCGCAUACCAGCCUCCAACCUCUUCAAACGCCUGAGCUGCAAGACCACAGGCUUCCUCGCGCUUCGAACCGACGCCGGCAAGAAGCGCAUCGUGCUGGCCUGGGCAGAAAGCGGCCAUGGAGUCGGCCCCAACGGUGACUUGCUCGACCCGGAGCCAAGCGUUCUCCCUAAUGACGUGUGGGCACAAAGAGUGGUUUCCGUAGGCAAGAUGUUCGGCCUACGCAUGAACCGCCCGUAUGACGGCCAAAUCUCCCGGGUCAUGGGUCAAGAUUUGUCUGGCAUAUUCCUGGGCGGCCACGUAGAGGUGAAGCUCGCGGUGCACGCCGUCUUUGUCCUGCUCACCAAGUUUGGCAUCACACAGGACCUGGACAACGUUUCGCUCAGGCAUCUAAAGAGACUGCGCGCCGCACGCUGGGAGGACGGCUCAAGACCUGCCUUUGAGAUUUACUUUUCGCGCAAGAAUUGCCCCUUUUGCGGCAAAUUCGUCAAGACGCUCCAAAAGGCCACCGGAAUCCGGCUCAAGCUCAUAUGGAGAGAUCGUCUCGUCAAAAUAGUGUACGAAACGAAACAAAUGACCAAGACGGGUCCGACGAACCGGCCGCAGCAAUCGCAGCAAUCGCAGCCACAAGAGGUUAUCGACAUUGACAUGGACGACUGCGUGACAAUCAUCACCGAGAUGACAGAAGAGGUUCGCGCUAUUGACCUAGUCGACCUCUCCCGCCUGCGCUCUGCCACUGCUGAGAUUAUCAACCUUACAGGCGAUACCUGCAACGGUGACACCGCCGUCAGUCAAAACAACAUUCCCGAAGAACGAGCACCAGAUGGACCAUUGCCCUCCGCAGCAGACGCCUACAUCGACGGCCUGGCAUAUUGUGUCGGCCAAAUCGAGCAGUGCCCUGCAGGCGCCCAAACCGCCAUCCUGGAACUCGCCGAGAAACUCCACCAACGCAGUGCAGCAGCAGCAGCAGCAGCAGCAGCAGCCCGUGCCAACAUCAGCAAGCCUCUCCCUGCCACGCCUCAGGUAGCUCCGCCAGACUUUGGUGCGGAGGCCACUUUGCCAACUCCGCCAUCCAGCGACGAAGAUGUGAAUGGCGAUUCGCUGAGGGCGUUACUGGAGAGCAACUCUCGGAAUGAAGAAGAUACCUUGAGUCCAGUUCAAACGACAACUCGAAUUGAGAUUUACGGUGCUGGAGAUGCUGGAACAGAAUUACCUACAGUUGCUAGUGGAAGUGAGCGUCAAGGCCGCACAAGACCUUCUUUCUACAUUGAAAUUCCGUCUCGCCGAUGGGCCAGCUCUCCCGACCCGUUCUGA
Messenger RNA from Trichoderma gamsii, 1557 nucleotides. RefSeq lists its product as hypothetical. The transcript has a single exon. The record is from RefSeq and is a predicted model, not a curated record. NCBI's taxonomy places the organism in Eukaryota, Fungi, Ascomycota, Sordariomycetes, Hypocreales, Hypocreaceae. Bases 1 to 1557 code for a protein of 518 amino acids.